This is a messenger RNA of Acipenser ruthenus (sterlet), 2012 nucleotides long. RefSeq names its product RRP15-like protein. The coding region runs from base 56 to 802 and encodes 248 amino acids. Gene Ontology annotation, cellular component: preribosome, large subunit precursor. Gene Ontology annotation, biological process: maturation of 5.8S rRNA; maturation of LSU-rRNA. NCBI's taxonomy places the organism in Eukaryota, Metazoa, Chordata, Actinopteri, Acipenseriformes, Acipenseridae. The transcript is spliced from 5 exons. The record is from RefSeq and is a predicted model, not a curated record.
AAAUUCUGUACGGACCUUUUUCGAUGUUACACAUCUUUCAAACUUCCUGACUAAGAUGGCGGCGUUUGUAGAGGAAUCACGUGUGAUCACUGAGGAGGAAUAUAGUGGGUCUGAAGAAGAUCAAGAGAAUUCAGAUGAAGGCAAUGACAGUCCCAACGAGUCCGCAGGAAAGGGUGACGGUGAAGAUGGUGAUGCAGAGAAAGAGAGUGAAAACCCAAACGCUGGCUGGGCCGAGGCCAUGGCAAGAAUUCUCCUCAAGAAAACACCAGAAAGCAAAACAGCUAUACUGCUCAAAAAUAAAGAAAUGGAAAAAGUGAAAGCAAAAGAAAAGCAAGAGCGACUGGAGAGAAGAAAACAGGUGGAUAAGAAACGGCAAUGGGAAAUGAUGUGCAGAGUGAAGCCAGAUGUUGUUACAGAUCGAGAGACUGAGAGGAAUUUUCAGAGGAUAGCCACCAGAGGUGUAGUUCAGCUUUUCAAUGCUGUUCGGAAGCACCAGACGAACAUUAAUGAGAAAGUGAAGGAGGCUGGGGGAUCGGAAAGGAAACGGGCCAAGCUGCUGUCUUCCGUGUCCAAGAAAGACUUUAUUGAUGUGCUUCGAGGAAACGAGGGGGGGAAAACUGAGAAGAGCUCCAAGGCAGAGAACGGCAAAGAGGUUGUAGUAAAAUCAGAAGACAAGCCUUCCUGGAACAUUCUACGUGAUGAUUUCAUGAUGGGAGCUACCAUGAAAGACUGGGAUAAAGAAAGCGAUGGAGGGGAGGCAGGAGAGGCUCAGGGGGAAGAAGACAACAGCGAUUCUGACUGAGUUUUGUGCAUCUGAUAAAUUACAAGAUCAUUUUUCUUGUAUAUAUGAAAACGUUUCUCGUUCUGUGAAUGUGUGGACUUUAACAAAGGCUUGAUUGUGCAGAGAUAAUCCAGUUUGAGCUUUUGAGUUCAAAUGUUCUUUACACUGUGUUGCCAAAUGUUUUUGGUUUUUUUUAAGUAAAAAAAUGGCACACAUUUAUUGUGUUAACAUUGCCAAUGCAAGAUUAUAAUGACAUUUGUGUACAGGUGCAUGUAAACUUACAGUUUAGUAUACUAUGGAACAUUGCCAGUGAAUUGAAUUGUGCUGGGGUUUUUGACGAGAGAAUUACAAUGUUUGACUCUUAGUAAAAGUGAAGAAGUGUUGUUUCUGGGGAAGGGAUUUAACAUGGUGGCACAGGCAUUGCCUGAAAAAUAAGUUUAAAAAAAAAAAAAAAGUUUUAACUAUUUAAUAAGAUGCUUCAAUAUUUUUCUUUAGAAAUAGUGUAUAUACUAUAUACAUUAAGAAAAAUUUGAAAUUACAGCUGUUUUACAAAUUAAUAUUUAUAAUCACUCUUUUCAAAUGUACAUCUAAUGUAAUUCAAGAAGUAAAGAAGUAUCCUAAGAAGAAGGUUGGAAUAAGUGACCUCCCAUCUAAAAACAUGUUGCCUUAGAGAUUGCCGUUUUGUGAGGAGUGACCUGCAGCUUUUCUUAAGUCCACAUUUGUAAGAAAGAAUGCCUGCAGCUCUUUUACAGAGAGGCUCUUGCGUUGACUCACAUUUUGUUAUGUGGAAAUAUUUGCCAAAUACCUUAUCAUUUGAAAAAGACAGAAGUUGUAAAGCAUGUUGAUCUAUCACACUUCUCUCUGUAAUGUAAAUGAACCAUUUCUCAAGUGAUUAGCACAUCCUGUCAUGAAAGAAUGUUAGACCAUCAGUGUUCACUUUCUUAAACACUGUCCACAGUUCUGCUGUUCUAUGAAUAAAUAGUGAUUUAAAGAAUUGCAUUGCAUUUAGUUAGUUAACAUUUUUUAGGUGCUUAAUAUGGUCUUAAGCCAUUCAGUAUAUUUUAAACAAUGUUAUGUACUUAGACUUUUUUUUCACGUAUUACCAAUAACCAUUGUAUGGAACAUACAUGGAAUUUUAUUGUGAUGUAGCACUAAUAUUUAUAAUUCAUAUAUAAACUAGUUUUGUUACUCCAAUUACUUGUGAACUAAUAAAAUAACUGUUGGGACUUCA